Molecule: messenger RNA, 2007 nt
Organism: Sitodiplosis mosellana (orange wheat blossom midge)
Lineage: Eukaryota; Metazoa; Arthropoda; Insecta; Diptera; Cecidomyiidae
Product: LIM domain transcription factor LMO4
Source: RefSeq, a predicted model, not a curated record
UACAGUGAGGUACAUGGUUCUAGUGUACCUGUUCGCCAUUUUAGCGUCGUACACCACGAUAUAUAUACAGAGAAAAUAAAGAAGAAUAUAAAGAAGAACGGAAUAAACACAAGAACUCGAAAAAAAUUAUUUCAAACUCGUGUGUGACUCGCUCGUUCAUUGAGUAAACUAAAUAAAUUGCAAGUGUAAGCAUUUUUCGAAGCAAACAAAAAUUAAAUUAAUUGAAUUUUUUAGUUCGGAUUAUCGCGGUUCAUGUCGGACAGAAUCGACAACAACAACAGCGGAAAAAAAGUUUUUUAAUUCAGUGUGUAUGUGUACACGUUAGUGUGCAUUUUUCGAAACUGUUUUUAUUUCCAUUUUCCAUCAACUUUUAUCGCAGAAAAGGGAAAAUCCCGACGCAACAGCAAGAGAAAGAACGCACGUUCUCUGCUGUACUUUUGUACUUUUGCUAAAUCGAACACUUAAAUAUAUAAAACAAACUGAUAAAUAGAAAGAAAACGCUGUGUCGUUUAUUCGCCGCCGUCGUCGUCUUCAACAUCACCAUCAUCAACACAACAUCGUCGUCGUCGUCGUCGUUGUCGUCACAACAACAACACACAAACAAAAGGUGGGUGCCACUUAGUCUCAGGCUCAGGCUUAUAUGGUUAUCAAUUAUUGAGAAAUGAAGUGCAAUUACGAAUGAUGAUGAAUUAAUUUGUUGAAAGGGUUGGAAAAACCACUCAUCCGUUAUCCCUGGUUGCGCUUAUAAUUGACUUUAGCUGCAGUUUAUCCACUGAAAAUUGUCUGAUCGAAUGAAAGUCCGUUUCCUAAUUCAAGACACCAGUAUCCAGUUUCAGUGGCAGUGGAUUCGAACGCAACACGAAUGCCAGACAUGUGAACAAGUUUUGUUGGUUUUAUGUGCAAAUCGAUAAAAUUCAUUACACUUAGCAAAUACGAAAACUGAUUUUCAAGACAAGAACAAGUUAAGAAGAAGAAGAAGUAACCAUCGUACAUUUUGUGGGACGUUAACUGAAAAAGUUGUUGCACAUUUGAGUGAAGUUUUUUCAUCUGUUUGUGAAGAUAAGAUUAAAGUCAAUUUUCCGUUUGAGAGCUGUAUACGCCGUUUGCCUUAAUCAAAACAACAGAACAAGAAAAGAGAGAGAGAGAGAGAGAAAAGCUCCCGUUGCGUUACUUGCGUUAUUUGUUGUGUUAUUCGUUUGUUUGAUUUUUACUUUGUGCUGUAAACUAAAUAAAAACCGUCAAGCUGGCCGCCUCCGUAGCAAUGAAUUCAUAUCAUCCGUAUGGGGAUAUAUCAUCACCACAUCCACCUAGUCCGGACAACAACAACUAUGCGUCGUCAAUGUCAAUUGGCAACGCUGGUGGACACCAUCACAAUGGUCAUGCACAGCUCAUGAGUUCGAUAGGUGGCCAACAACAGGGUUUUCAUCAAAUCAACAACAACAAUGCAAUGUUGAACAAAUGUGCUGGCUGCGGCAGUAAAAUAGCCGAGCGAUAUCUUCUAUCAGCAAUCGAUAAAUUCUGGCAUCACACGUGUCUGAAAUGCACUUGUUGCGGCGCUACAUUAGCCGAUUUGGGUACGGUUUGUUACACAAGAGGAAAUAUGAUACUAUGUAAGGCUGAUUAUUCUAGAAUGUUUGCGCCGCCACCAUGCUCUGCAUGCAACCAAACAAUAUCACCGAAUGAAUUUGUCAUGCGAACAACGUCACAAUCAAGUAAUCAACAGUCGCCGAAUCAACCAAAUCCAAUCCAACAUCAUGUAUUUCAUUUAAAGUGUUUUACAUGUUCAAAUUGCACGGCUCAGCUAAGGCAGGGCGAUCGUUACUACAUGUUAAAUGGUAAACUGGUCUGCGAACAGGAUUGGCAUAAGUUGGUGAAAGCGCCGGUCGCAAAUAACAGCACACCACCCGUACGUAAAGGAAAGGUCGGCAGACCGAGGCGAUCGAGAGACUGAGAAGUUGCACCGCGUUUGGGUCGACCGCCAAAGAUACGCAAAGAUGAUAUAGACCA